UGGCUGAUCUGCUGCAGGUCAAAAGGGAGCGCUUUCAAUCUCGUCUUAGCUUGUGUUAGAUCUGGUUGCGCUGAUAGCCAAACGCUUGUGGGAAACGCGUUUAAAAUGCAGUUUCACUUCCCGAUUCUGCCCGCUUUUCAAAAGUCCUCGUACGCCAACGACUUGCGCCGCAACGACUCGAACGCUUCGGCCAGAUCCGUAUCUCCGCCGGAUUUGACGCAGAGUUCACAGCCCCUUCAGUCAGAAUCAGUUACAGCGACUCCUUGUUCUCAAUCCAGCCAGACGUUAGAUGGCAGCUGGCCUAGUUCGCAGGCGAGUCUCUAUUCGUCGUCGAAUACCUCCACGGGGGUGUUCUGUUCGUCGUCUUGUUCCUCUUCGUUCAACAACCAGUCGCAGCCGCCGCCGACCAAGGCGUCUCUGGCGGCCUAUCUUUCUCGAAAGAACGAGCCGAGCGGUCGAGGGCCGACUGGGGCCGUUGGUUCGCUGUUGGAGCCGUCGUCCCUGCCAAUCUUGCCCAAUUCUCGAGACGGCGUCUCGGUGUACAACUCGUCGCAGCCUUCUGCUUACGGCCAUGGCUCGGCUGCCGCAGGGCUCGGCCAGGUGGCCAGGGGCUUUUUGUCUCAGCCGGACCACGCUUCGGCGUCUAGGCACGGGGGCGCAGGCGGCAACAAGACGUCUUCCCUGAUGAUGGGGUGGCAGGGGGCGAAGAACGCGAAUUGCGCGAUCGAGGCCUUUAGCAAGACGCAGCAGUUCCACAACGCGCUGGAGGAGAACACCGCGGCCAUCAAGAAUUUGACGGAGAUCUCGACGAGGGCGUUCAACAGCCUUUCUGAGAUGAUCAAGGAGUUUUUCAAGGCGGAGAGUGAGAAAAAGCACCAAUACGAAUGUCUGCCGGAGACGCUAUUGAGGAACGCGCAGCGGACCGAGCAGGUUUUGCACCAGCUUGUCGAAGAAAACAGGAACAGGGCCAUCAGAGACGCGAAAAGCAUAGAAAUUGAGGCGACGGGCGUUUUGAGCUUGUCCACGUCGAUACAGAUACUGCAAGAGAAAAUGACUCAGAUUUUAGACCAGCUGAGGAGCUUCAAGGAGUACACUACGACGUCGAUACAGGACCAAAUCCCAAGGUUUAGCUCGGUGGUGAAGGAGCAGACCGAUUUGCUGGUCAAGGCGUUUUCUGAGGAGUUGAGUCAGAGUCGUUUGCAGCGCGACGAUUCGCGAACUUGUAGGGUGGCUGAUUCUUCCGAGGGGCUGGUUGCAGCAGAGAGACGCAGUUUGGACGAUUUGGGGGAAAAAGAGUGUCUUAGCUUUUCGGGUGGUCCAACGGGUCCAACGGAUCGUCAAAAGGAGUUAGAGGGGGGGGGGGCGCGAUCGGGACCGGGCUCUGAUUGGAGAAGAGCAGGGAGGCAGCACGCGAAGCGAGCGGGACGACUGCGCGCCGGACGCACUGGGUGAACAAGAUGGCCGCGCACAGGACGAGCAAGGCGAUUCUACGCUGGAUGCGGAAGGAGGGCAGGACGACGUUGCACAGGGCGUGCAAGAUAGCUCUGAUCCAAGUGGGCGGGGUGAUUGCGAGAUGGACGCGCAGGGUGGGCGAGAUGGUGUGGCAUCGAGUACAAUGGGUGAUUCGAGCGUGCAGGUCGAGCAGGACGCCGACAAGUCCGAAUGCGUUUCAGAUUCGAAGAGCAGCGUAAUUGGCGCGAAUGAAUUUUCGAACGGCGCUUGUCCGUUGGCGGAUAAGGAGUCUCGGAACUCAGAUCUGCUCGAUGGCUGCAAAGCGGACGGGCGUUGCUCAAGAGAAUGCGCCUCUUCGCCAGAAUCGACUUCCUCUGCCGGAGCAGUUAUCCGUGGGAAAGACGGAAUAGGGGUCAAGAGGUUUCGCGCGGGCGCGGUGUUUUCAAGGAGGUGCAAGAAGCAGGCGAGCUGCGUUGAGGUCAAGAACUGGCUAGGCGACUCGGAGGAAAUAGACGUGUUCGGCGAGCCGAGCAAAGAGGACUCGGUGCUGACCACGCGUCACUUUGAGGAAGGGUACAUAAGUUGUUCGUUGGAGGAAGAGAACGAAAGCAGUAGCAUGUGCAAGGUGGACGAUUUCGUCCAGUUUCUAUGCAGUCGGAGUCCUUCUAGGAUGUUGGAGAGGUUCGAGUCGCCGGACCCCCUCGGAGGAGAAAAGAGGUGCAGGAAAGGUCUGGCUGGUUCGAGCGAGUUGACCUGCGGUCCAGGGAGCGAAGGCGUCGAUCCAGGUUUCGAGAUGCAGUUUGGGUUUCGGCCGCAAGGCGCGGAGCAGGGGGCGUUGAGGAAGGGCGAUCACUCGCCGAGGAGCUUGAGAAGGUCGAAAAGAGGCGCUCAGUCGAGAGAAGACGACGCGGGCAAACGGGGCUCGAAGGAGGAGCCGUCCCUUUAAGCCGGACGGGGGAGGCGUGCGUACAGGCGCUGGGAGUCGAGACGAGCAAGGCCGCGCGGUCUUGAGCGGGCGCGAUGAGCGACAGCGUUUUUGCAGCGAGUUCGGAAGUUCGGUUUCGCAGAAGUUCCGGGUGAUGCGGGGCAAAUAGAGAGAAAUUUGACAGCAGUUCGUUUGUUCGAAAUCGUAGGACGUGGGACGCGAUGCGUGUUCGGAUGAAGCGGACAAGAAGACGAGCACGGGAGUCGCGGAGAGAAACCGGCCGAGUACCGUGAGCAGCUCAAACGAGAGGUAAUGUCUUUAUUAAAAGGUUACAGAGGAGGUCGGCAUUGCCGUUUGCGAGAUCAUCAAAUUACACCGAUGUAGAUAAUAUAUGUAUUUCUUGUGGUACAGUACAGGAGGAGAAAAGGCACCAAAAAAAAA
This is a messenger RNA of Schistocerca gregaria, 2818 nucleotides long. RefSeq lists its product as uncharacterized. The transcript is spliced from 3 exons. Bases 106 to 1452 code for a protein of 448 amino acids. The record is from RefSeq and is a predicted model, not a curated record. NCBI's taxonomy places the organism in Eukaryota, Metazoa, Arthropoda, Insecta, Orthoptera, Acrididae.